This is a messenger RNA of Metopolophium dirhodum (rose-grain aphid), 1378 nucleotides long. RefSeq lists its product as uncharacterized. The record is from RefSeq and is a predicted model, not a curated record. Bases 608 to 1063 code for a protein of 151 amino acids. The transcript is spliced from 4 exons. Lineage: Eukaryota; Metazoa; Arthropoda; Insecta; Hemiptera; Aphididae.
UUGCCGCCGCCGUCGUCGCGUGCGUUUUAAUCGAAAACCUAUUUGGCGGGGAUCGAGGAUAAUAAUACAGUUGUCGGCAACAGGUAGGCGGUAAUCGCCGGGAUGAGGGUCGUGAAUCGAGGGAAGUCCGGCGGGAAUAGAGCCAACUUUUCACGCUCGCCGCCGCCGCCGCCACCGCUACCGACGCGGCCUCUGCGUGACAACCGUUUUUAACGGUACGACGGGCCACGGCUGCCGUGUUAUAAAAACUAGGGCCGCGGCAUUUCCAGCGGACAUUUUCUCUUUGACCGUCCAACCCUCCCCAAAUUUUACAAUACUUCAUUAUAAUAUAAUAAUUUAUAGUAAUUUAAUAAUAUCAUCGUUAUAAACUUAUCAUUUAUCGUCGUGAUUGACGUUAUUGGAACGCUUGUUUAGCGAUUACAUUUUUUCCCCUUUUUUUUUUUGCUUCACUUACGAAUAUAUAUUAUAUAUUCUCGAAUAUUAUAGAAUAAUUAUACGCGCUUUAGAAUAUAUUGUAACAACAUUAUAGCAAUUAGCAAUAUACAUCCCGUGACGAGUGCAGUCAAGCCAAUACAUUCCGACAGACGUACACUGAGACGAUAAGAAUAUGGCAACAAAUUGGUGGAAAAUAACGGUCUUGCAAAUAUUGAUAACUACUGUUAUCUGUUCAACUGGAUUGGAGAUUGGUGAUGAUUCAAAAUUGUCAAAUGAAAAUAUGAUUUCAUUAUUUAAACAGUUUUUAGAGGAUAUAAAUAAUCAACAUGCAGUUAAAGAGAAUGAUAAAAUAGAGAAAAUAAAAGAUUUUUAUCAACCAUCGGCAUUAACAUCAUUAAAUGGCAAAUAUUUUGACAAAUUCACAGAGAAUGAAUUAAAAAAUGAGGAGUUACAGCAAUCGAUAUUUGAUAACCUCCAAAAUAUAAAAAGUAUUGAUCAUUUUAACAAGAAAAGUGAUAAAUCAAAUUUAUGUUAUUUUAAGAUUUGCAACAAAAAGAAAUCUGUAGACGACUAUGACAAAUUCAUCCGUUAUGUGACAAAAAGAUAUUAUAAUCCACAACAGUUUUAAAUUGUCAAUUUUUGAUUUUAUUGGAAAAUAAUUAAUUUUAAGUAAAUGUAUUAUUCCAAUAAAAUAAUAACAUUAAUAAUAAAUAGUUUGAUACUGUGAAGAUUCACUUAUCAUAAUUCAUUAAUUAUAUUAUUAUUAUUCAUACUUAUAUACAAAUAAUUAAAACAUAGUAAAUAUUUAAUGUAUUAGUUGUCAUUUAGAUAUUUAGAUAUUACGAGUGUCAUUGAUGAACAGAACUAAAGAUAUCUAAUAAAGUUUAAAUAGUUUUUACUACAAUAGUAUUAUAUUCCAAUUUUCAUAUUUUUAAUCAUUAUG